Messenger RNA from Linum tenue, 957 nucleotides. The record is from the annotation of a GenBank genome assembly. Lineage: Eukaryota; Viridiplantae; Streptophyta; Magnoliopsida; Malpighiales; Linaceae.
AUGGGAGCGCAGGCAUCCAAGCAGAUCGCCCGUCGGAAGGCCAUCUCCACCGAGAAACAAACCCUCUGCGACCUCAAGGGCAGCUGCGGCACCGACUUCCCCGGCUCCGACUACCGCCCCGCCGACCGCCAGAACUGGAUGUCUGGAAUCGGACCCGACAAGAUCCGGAUCAACCAGAUCGUGUGGCCCGGAACCCACGACUCCGCCACAAACAAGAUCGGCAUCCCUUUCGUCACCCGCCCUUUCGCCCAGUGCCAGUCCCUCUCCAUCUACCGCCAGCUCUGCCGCGGCGCCCGCGUCCUCGACAUCCGCGUCAACCAGGACCGCCUCAUCUGCCACGGCAUCUUGAAAACCUACUCCGUCGACGUCGUCAUCGCUGACGUCAAGAAAUUCCUCUCCGAGACACAGUCCGAGGUCAUCCUCCUCGAGGUCCGGACCGAGUUCGGGCACGACGACCCGCCCGAGUUCGACAGGUACCUGGAGGAGCAGCUCGGGGAGCACCUGAUCCACCAGGACGACGCCGUUUUCGGCAAGACGGUGGCGGAGCUGCUCCCGAGGCGGGUGAUCUGCGUGUGGAAGCCGAGGAAGUCGGAGGCGCCGAAGCCCGGCGGGGCUUUGUGGGGGGCCGGGUAUUUGAAGGACAAUUGGAUCGACACGGACCUGCCGUCGACGAAAUUCGAGAGCAAUCUCAAGUUUCUGAGCCAGCAGGGGGCGGCGGCGGGGAGGAGGUUUUUCUACCGGGUGGAGAACACGGUGACGCCGCAGCCCGACAACCCGAUCGUGUGCGUGAAGCCCGUGACGAGCCGGAUCCACUCCUACGCAAGGCUGUUUAUCAACCAGGCGGUGGCGAAGGGGUGGGGGGAUCGGCUGCAGAUUUUGUCCACGGAUUUCAUCGACGAGGAUUUUGUGGAUGCUUGCGCGGGUUUUACUUAUGCCAGAGCCGAAGGCAAAGCUUGA